This is a messenger RNA of Hermetia illucens (black soldier fly), 2198 nucleotides long. RefSeq names its product tRNA dimethylallyltransferase. Bases 273 to 1808 code for a protein of 511 amino acids. Gene Ontology annotation, molecular function: tRNA dimethylallyltransferase activity. The transcript is spliced from 9 exons. Gene Ontology annotation, cellular component: mitochondrion. Gene Ontology annotation, biological process: tRNA modification. The record is from RefSeq and is a predicted model, not a curated record. NCBI's taxonomy places the organism in Eukaryota, Metazoa, Arthropoda, Insecta, Diptera, Stratiomyidae.
CGCAUGUACUACUUAUUUCAACUCCGAGACCACUACAUCAUUAGUCAAAUGCAACUGCGAAGAAAAUUCUUCGGGAAAAGCAAACCCGCAUUUCCUUUAAUCAAGUACCAACUAAAUGCCAUCACGCGUCUCUAAUAACCGCGGGAAACUAUCAAAAUAAAUAGUGACGCGUGCCGCCAUGUGCAUCGCCAUCGGGUUGAACGAGGACGCCCGAAACAACCGAACGAGAGUUUGUUUUGAAUGCUUAUGGCCUCCGAAGUUUGACAAUUUACAUGGUGUUCCCUGUGCGUGUUUUCGCGACGAAAGUGUUUCCCGGCCGAUUAAUUUGCCGCCAAAGUGUAAAUAUGAUGAGAAAAGUGCCGUUGAUCGUUAUUCUAGGCUCCACCGGAACCGGAAAGACAAAACUUUCGGUUGAAUUGGCGCAGAAGUUCGGCGGUGACGUGAUUAGUGCCGAUUCAAUGCAGGUUUAUGCCGAUUUGGACAUUGUAACAGCCAAAGCGACGAAAGAAGAGCAACAAACCGUUCCCCAUCAUUUGCUGGAUGUUGCGAAACCUUCAGAGCCAUUCACAGUCAAGCAUUUUCGUAAUUUGGCUGGACCUAUUAUUGAUGACUUACUAAGUGCUUCUAAAUAUCCAAUCGUGGUUGGCGGAACGAAUUACUACAUCGAGAGUCUUCUAUGGGAUAUACUUGUCAGCCCACCGACUUCAGUAACUUCAUCAGCGUCUUCCAAAAUGGUCAAAGAUUCGUUGAAAAGUAGAAGUGGUAGUAGCUCCCCGGAGAUGAUGCAACGUGAAGAUGAUCGCGAUGGAGAUUCAUCGACGCCUUCGGAUGAGAUCAGUGAUCUUGAACUUGAGACUAUGUCACCCAAAGAACUCCACGAUCGUUUGAGGCAAGUUGAUCCCAUCUCGGCCGGUCGUUUACAUCCCAACAACAAAAGGAAAAUAUUGCGGGCCCUCGAGGUUUAUCAGGAAACAGGUAUACCAAUUAGCGAAUUUAUCAAAGAACAGCGCAGUCAACCAGGUGGAAACAGAUUGGGUGGACCGUUACGAUACCCACAUACGAUUUUACUUUGGCUUAGAUGCAACCAGGAAGUUUUAAACGAACGAUUAGAUAAGCGAGUGGACUCGAUGUUACAUAAUGGCCUUCUUCCUGAAGUUCGCAAUUUUUACGAAACUUACGUGAAAUCACAAAGUGCCAACCAGUACACAAAAGGAAUACUCCAAAGUAUAGGUUUCAAAGAAUUUGUACCAUAUUUGGAGAAAUUCGGCGCAGAUCAAGAUACAAUUAUUGAUAAUUUCUUACAAAAUAUUGAAUAUAAAUUACCAAAAGAGCCAAUUGCUUCGGAGCCUGAGGGCUUGGAUCUAUUGCGGAAAUGUCUGGACGAACUAAAGCUAGUAACGAGACGUUAUUCAAAAAAACAAAUUAAAUGGAUACAAAAUCGAUUCCUGGGGAGUCAUGAUCGGCAAGUGCCCCCUCUCUACUCGCUCGAUACAUCGGACGUUAGCCAAUGGAUGGCUAAUGUCUACUCACCGGCCGUCGAUAUAAUCGAAUCAUAUAUCAAUGAACGGCAACCGAAAACUACUCCAAUGGAAUCAGUUCAACAUCCGGGUUCGGGACUAAAUGAAGAGGUACUCAACUUCUGUGAAAUAUGCAAGAGGCAUUUUGUUGGCGAAUUUCAGUGGAAAUUACAUUUAGCGUCGAACAAACACAAACGUGCUAAGGACGGGCUGAGAAAACGAGUGAAACGGCUUGGGGGUGGAACAAUAGGCGGCCGAGGGGAUGUUGAUGGCAGUAGUGCUAAGAAAUAAAUACACAUACUUUUUGUUUUUCUUUUAUUGUUUACAAUAUUAUUCAGCAUUUUCUUGCUUUUAUUGUCGAUAGAGAUCGACAAAAACAGUCGAUAUAUUACAAGGAGAAUAGACGAGGUGAUUUACAAUGUUGUCUGGAUUUCCUUUGAUACAAUCAUCAAUAUAUGAAUGGAAUGUACAAAUAUUUACUAUAGUUCUCCUGCCUCUUGGAAUUCUCACCUUUAUAUUUACCCUCUUUUAACGUGUAUAAUUUUAAGUGUAUAAGUAACUCAAGUUUUCUUUGAACAAGUUUUCUUUCCAUUCAAACGUGUAUAACGUUAAAGAUAGUUUCUUUUUACUCUAGAAAUAUUUUUAAUGAUUACGUAUAAUUCAAUAAAUAUAUAUAUUCAA